Messenger RNA from Cladophialophora yegresii CBS 114405, 621 nucleotides. RefSeq lists its product as uncharacterized. The transcript has a single exon. Bases 1 to 621 code for a protein of 206 amino acids. Lineage: Eukaryota; Fungi; Ascomycota; Eurotiomycetes; Chaetothyriales; Herpotrichiellaceae. The record is from RefSeq and is a predicted model, not a curated record.
AUGAAGGAAGAGGAGUGGCUUGGUGGCAAGAAUGAAGGGAACGAUGUUGGAGUGUGUUGUUGCGGAUACAAGAUCGAGAACGAAGGGGACACCAGACAGGCUUCUAUCAGCAUCAGGAUAGACUCCUAUCCGCCUUACCUCGGGACUUUCGCUCGCGAGCCCAUCCUUGUCAAAGGCAGCACAAGCAGGCGCAUCAUGCAGCUACUUGAACUCGAUGUCCCGAUACCCAAGAUUGCGCAGAAAUUGGCGAAGCGGAACUCAGCUGAAAGGUACACCACCAUUGAAGUGCAGUCAGUCAUUCACACAUGUUCUCUGUUAGGACUGAAGGGUGAUUCGCCAUACGCAACGGAGAGCUGGGAGAAUGAAUCCAUCGAAGGCUGGUGGUUGAAGGAAGACAGCUAUUGUGAAAGUCUGCUACGGGAACAGCCCAUUACCGAGAAGGACUGUGGAUAUGACUGCGACGAUGGCUGGUGGAAAGGCAGGCAGUGUGCUGGGCAUCGAGAUUGGAACAGAUGGGCGUGUUGUUCUAUCGGUCCCGAGGAGCGGAGGAGGGAACGGUAUCGGCUGUACGAUCUGUAUGGGUCGGACGCACUUCGAACUGGUAGCGACGGAAGCGACUGA